GUCAGUAUUUAUUGCAAAAUGGUGGAGUGUACUCCGUGACAUAUUGUUUCUCGUCACAUAAUUAUUAAUAUUUCCUUUAGUUUACGUUUAUAAUUGCAAUUAUUUGUUUUAAAAUGGAUUUUGGAACGUUGCUACAUACAGCAAAACAAAAUGAGCACGAGAAAAAAGAGGUCCGAUAUUACAGCACAAAAUUUUCUCCUCCUAAGAAAGAGAAAAAAGAAAAUAGAAAUCUUUCCGUAAAUGUACAAAAAUUUUUAGCUAGGAAAGAAGAAGAGGAAAGGCAAAAAGCAGAAGAAGUCAAAAAGAAGAGAGAGGAACUUUUAGCAUUACGAUCUCAGGAUAAGAAAGCAACCAGAAGGGUAAAUGUCAUGUUAAAACGCACAAAAUCUGCAAAUCAGUCUGUAAUUCAAGAUGCUGUAGACAAAGACAAUACAGCAGUGACAAUAGUAGGUCCUUCACAGCCUGAUGAAGAUGAUUAUGGAUAUGUUUCACAAGAAGCUUCUGCAUUUUACAAUAAAAUGAUGGAAAAAUAUAGUAAAAUGCCAGAAGAGCCAAAAUUUCCAGUGACCUCCAAAAGAGUUAGCUGUAACCUAAAUAGCACAAAAGACCGUGUCAGAGCUGCUCUGGAGAAGGAAAAGGAAGAAGCUAUGAUGCCACACAGAAGGAAACGGAAACAUGGUAAUGAAAAUGAGAAAAGUGACACCUCUGAAGAUCCAGAAUCUGAAAGGAAAGAAGGCAGUGGGCAACCAAACAAACCAAAAUCAAAGGCAAUGCCUCCUCCAAUGAAUUUCAUGGAAAUACUCAAACUAGCUGAACAAAAACAGCAUGAGCCAAUUGUAAUUCAACCAAAACCUAAAGAGGAUGAGGGCCCUCUCAUGACCAAGAAACAAAAAAGAGAACAUGAGAAAGAAAGGCAGCGUUUAGAAGCAAAAGAAGCUCGAAUGAAGGCAGAGAAAACACCACCUGUGGAUAAAAAUCAAAAAGGGAAAGGUAUAGAUAAUGGAUUUAAAGUGCCUAAACCAUCAGAAUCUCAUGUAAAUGGUUAUAAGGCAGAAAAACUUACUUCAAACGGAAACAUUUCGGUUUUACCACCCAAAAUUUCAAAAAUAAAUGCACGCAAUUCGCUAGAGAAACCCAUUCUAAAAAAUGACAGGGUACUUGAAAAGAAGCCAGAAAAAAAUUCAACAAAAUAUGUUGACAACAGCAGUUCAAAGGAAAAAAGAAACACACCGUUAAGUAGUACAGAUUUAAAAGACAAACAAAAACAGAAUAUCCUUAUAGAAAGACAAAAACUUCUGGAUGCCAAGAAUAGACAGAAACUGGAAGAGUUAAAGGAGCUUCAAGAAUUAGAAGAACUCAGAGAAAAGCAAAGACAGUUGCAAGAAUUAGAAAGACAGAAAUUGCAAAAACUUCAAAAAAUAAAAGAAAAAGAGAAACUUAUCCAGAACAGCCAGUCAACUAAUAACAAGGUGCCUUCUACUUUAAGCAAGUCUCCAUCAAGUGUAAAUCACACCAAACAAAACAAAGUUACUGAUGUUAGAGACAAGACAAUAAGCUCGAAACUUCCAGCAAAAGCAAAAGAUCUUCAGCCCAAAAAGUUCCCUCCAAAUGACCUGAAACCAAAACAGGUUCCUCUGAGUGAUCUCAAACCAAAACAAUUUCCACCUCCUGAUGUUAAGCAAAGACCUCCACCAAUAAAAAAACGUCGUAUUUUGGAUGACGAUGAAGAAUAUGAUUCAGAAAUGGACGAUUUUAUUGAUGACGGACCAGAAGAAGAGGCAGACUACUCUAAAUACAUACGAGAUAUUUUCGGCUAUGAUAAGAAUAAAUAUAAGAAUAUAGAUGAUGAAGAUGUAGAGGAGGCAUCAUUCCAUCAGCAAUGGAAGGAGGAAAUUAUUAGUACAAAAAUCGGUAUAAUGGAGGACUUGGAAGACAUGAAGAUGGAAGAAGCGGAGAAACGUCGAAAAGCUAUGCAGAAGAAAAACCGGAAAUUAUAACUAAAUUAUGUAAGUUAUAGCAACUAUAAAUAUGUGAUAACUAUUUCUAACUUAAGUAGUUUUUUUUGUUAUUAAUUACGCAUCUCUAUUUAUAAUUUUGUUUUAUAUUAAUUUUUAAAACUAUUGUUACGACGUUAUUUAUACAAAAAGAUGUAUAUAGUGUUUAUAUUAUUAUAUAAUAGGCAAUUUUAUUGUAAUGCAUUUCCGUGGUAUACAUUGUAUUAUAUAAGUAUCGGGAGUAAUGUAUUUUUAAUUAAAAGUAAUUUCUUAAUUUUA
Agrilus planipennis (emerald ash borer) is the source of this 2273-nucleotide messenger RNA. Its product is annotated as protein SPT2 homolog. The record is from RefSeq and is a predicted model, not a curated record. Gene Ontology annotation, biological process: regulation of DNA-templated transcription; nucleosome assembly. Gene Ontology annotation, cellular component: nucleolus. NCBI's taxonomy places the organism in Eukaryota, Metazoa, Arthropoda, Insecta, Coleoptera, Buprestidae. The transcript is spliced from 6 exons. Gene Ontology annotation, molecular function: DNA binding; histone binding. Bases 114 to 1997 code for a protein of 627 amino acids.